This is a messenger RNA of Panonychus citri (citrus red mite), 1955 nucleotides long. RefSeq names its product palmitoyltransferase ZDHHC8-like. Gene Ontology annotation, molecular function: palmitoyltransferase activity. Lineage: Eukaryota; Metazoa; Arthropoda; Arachnida; Trombidiformes; Tetranychidae. Bases 307 to 1692 code for a protein of 461 amino acids. The record is from RefSeq and is a predicted model, not a curated record. The transcript has a single exon. Gene Ontology annotation, biological process: protein palmitoylation.
GUUUACACUUUUGAUUAUGAAUUGUUUUUGAUUAAUUCGGUUAAUUAACCUUGAUCGACCUUAAAUUAUUUAAAUUAUUAUUAAUCUUUUGGUUUUUGCUUCAGUGUUACAAUUGUAUCAGUUGUUUACAACAAUUAAUGUUCUCAUGUUUUUCUAAAUUAAAGUGAUUUGUGAUUUUCUAUUGGUUGGGUUGGUUGGGUUUUUGGAGAAUUGUUUUUAUUUUAUUUUAUUUUAUUUUAUUCUAUUCUUUUUCUCCGUUUUUUUUUCUUCUCUUCUCAUAAGUGAUAGUGUGGUGGUGUGGUGGUAAUGGCAGGAUGCAAGUCAAAGAAGCGUCUAGUUCCUGCAAUAUCAGCUUGGCUUUUACUUCUUACCUGUACUACCCUGUUUUUCAUAUUUCCAUGUCAAUAUCUUCAAAAUACAUAUUCAAUCUCAAUAACAAUUGUCCAAGCAAUUAUAUCCCUUUUUGUGAUUACUAAUUUUUCUUAUGCCACCUUUAUGGAUCCAGGUAUUAUACCUAAAGCUAGUCCAGAUGAGGAUGAUGAUCUACGAGCUCCCCUAUUUAAAUCGGUUGAUAUAAAUGGUUUAAAUAUUCGUAUGAAAUGGUGUUGUACCUGUCAAUUUUAUCGGCCACCUCGUUGUUCUCAUUGUAGUGUUUGUAAUAAUUGUGUUGAAACAUUUGACCAUCACUGUCCAUGGGUAAACAAUUGUAUUGGUCGACGUAAUUAUCGGCAUUUUUUUUUCUUCCUAAUUUUUCUCAGUAUCCAUAUGAUAACAAUUCUCAUCUGGUGUAUUCUUUACCUACUUGAUCAUAAAGUUGCCCUACGUGAACGUGAUUCAAUAAUAGCUUUUGUUAUUAGUGGUGUAAUUAUACUUCUCAUUAUACCAAUAAUCGGAUUAACCGGGUUCCAUAUAAUCUUGGUUGCUCGUGGUAGAACAACCAAUGAACAAGUCACAGGAAAAUUUCAAAGUGGCUUUAACCCUUUUUCCAAUGGCUGCCUUUCUAAUUAUUGUAAUAUAUUAUGUGGACCUGUUCACACACGUUAUCAAGCCCAGCCGAAGAAAAAGAGAAGAGAACCUUCCAAUACAUCUAAUAAUGGUUACAAUUCGUUACAUGGUACAAGUAGAUACGAUAAAUCAAUGCAAGUCUAUGUUGAUGAAGCAAAUAAACUACUUUACGCCAAGUCUCCUGCCAAAAGCUCCCCUGUAACUCAAAUUUCACCUCAAUCAUUUUCACCCUGUUUAAGAGAUGCCUCUUUAAAUAAUUCACAAACCGGAGGAUUGAUUAUUUAUUAUUCACCAGAAAGUUUAACUACUAAAAAAUUGGACACUGAUUGUAAUCAAAAAUUUGUUUCAGAAACUGAGUUGAAAAAUUUUAACUCAACAUCAAUUGAUUCAAGUUCAAUCCAUGAGACAACCAUAACCACCACCACACCAAAUGGCAGCUUUGAUGUGAAUAAUUCAACACCAACAACAAUUAACAGUAGUAGCAAUAGUGCUGCCAAUUCAUCUAAUAACACUACUAAUCAACCACAUUUUGCCAAAAGGCCGAUCAGUUUUGUAAAAGCCUUGGAAAUGUCUAAUAAAUUGGAGAGAGUCGGAGCCUCGACAAGACCCGUUGUAAGUCCAGCCAAAAAUGUUGCCGAUGAUUCAAGACAAAGUCAAUACGAAAUGAAUUACGAAAUCUCAGUUUAAAUGAGAUGGAAAAUCAACAACAACAACAACAACAAAAUAAAGGAAAACAUUGUAAAUGGGAAAAAGAGAUUAAUUCAACACUCACCAAAAUUCAUCUAAACCUUCAUGUAAUAACCAUAAAGUCUCAUCAUCAUCAUGAUCAUCAUCUCUUCAACCACCUACACAUCAACACACUCUCCACCUCACGCACAUAAUCACUUUUCUCAUCAUUUCAUCAAGUCAUCAAUUAAUAAGAUCAUUAAAACAAAGCUCAUCUCUUUCAA